Messenger RNA from Terrapene triunguis (Three-toed box turtle), 2454 nucleotides. RefSeq names its product RNA polymerase II associated protein 3 (gene RPAP3). The transcript is spliced from 16 exons. Lineage: Eukaryota; Metazoa; Chordata; Testudines; Emydidae. The record is from RefSeq and is a predicted model, not a curated record. Gene Ontology annotation, molecular function: protein binding. The coding region runs from base 3 to 2012 and encodes 669 amino acids.
CAAUGACUUCACCAAAUAAAGCACUAGAGCUACAGCUGCAAAUGAAGCAAAAUGCUGAAGAGCUGCAUGAUUUUGUGAGAGAAUUAGAAAGCUGGGAAAAAGAUAUUAAGCAGAUGGAUUCUGAUUUGAGGAAACAGAGUGGUGCCCCAGAAGAGAAUUUACCACCAAUUCGAAAUGAGGCAUAUAGGAAAAAAAAGAAGAGCAAAGCUAAAGUACCUUCUAAGAAAACCACUGAGGAAAACAAAAAAAACAAGAUAAAAUCUUAUGACUAUGAAGCAUGGGGAAAGCUUGAUGUGGACAAAAUACUUGAAGAACUUGACAAAGAAGAUAGUACCCAUGAUUCCUUAUCUCCAGAAUCGGACUCUGAAGAAGAUGGAAUUCAUAUAGAUGCAGAAAAAGCUCUUGCUGAGAAAGAAAAGGGCAAUAUGUACUUUCAACAGGGAAAGUAUGAUGAAGCAAUAAAAUGUUACACAAAGGGGAUGAAUGCUGAUCCAUACAAUCCAGUCCUCCCCACAAACAGAGCAUCUGCUUUCUUUAGAAUGAAAAAGUUUUCUGUUGCUGAAUCUGACUGCAAUUUAGCACUUGCACUAAAUAAGAAUUAUACAAAGGCUUAUUCCAGGAGAGGAGCUGCUCGCUUUUCUUUGCAAAAUCUUGAGGGGGCCAAAGAAGAUUAUGAAAAGGUUUUAGAACUGGAUCCAGAUAACUUUGAAGCAAAAAAUGAACUCCAGAAAAUCGAUCAGGCUCUAACAUCAAAAGAAAAUUCACAACAAAACGAAGCUGAAGAAGUUGGAGAGAAGCUUGAAUUAACAGAAGAAGAAAAGAAGCAAAUAGAAGAGCAGCAGCUCAAGCAGAAGGCUAUUGCAGAGAAAGAUUUGGGAAAUGGAUAUUUCAAAGAGGGAAAAUAUGAAGCAGCAAUUGAAUGUUAUACACGUGGUAUAGCAGCAGAUGGCACCAAUGCACUUCUGCCAGCUAACAGAGCUAUGGCCUAUCUAAAGAUUCAGAAAUAUGAGGAGGCAGAAGCAGACUGCACACAAGCUGUAUUACUAGAUGUUUCCUAUUCUAAAGCUUUUGCCAGAAGAGGGACUGCCAGAGCAGCACUAGGAAAACUAAAAGAAGCUAUGCAAGAUUUUGAAACAGUUUUGAAGUUGGAACCUGGCAAUAAACAAGCAAUAAAUGAACUAACCAAAAUACAGAAUGAAUUAGUUGAGAAAGGGCUGUGGACUUACCAGGAAUGUCCUGAACCAUCUGCAGAAGAAACAGAAAUACGAAACCUGGUGCAGCCCAUUGAUAAACCCUUACAUCUUAGAUCAACUAAACCUUUGAGAAGAAUAUUCAUUGAAGAAGUAGAUGAUGAGAUGCAGAAUAUUGAUGUGCCUAACACUACUACUCUAGUCAAUAAUUGGAUUAAUUCUACAAGCGUAGAAACAACAAAAAAUCUAAGUCAAGAUGACCUCUUAACCACAUCUGAUAUUCCUAGAGCAAAACAGUUGAAAAUAGAAGAAAUCAGUGAUAUACCAGCCUUCCAACCUCCUACCAGUAUGAAAGAUAUGCCAUCAGCUACACCUCAAUCGUCCAGUCUGAGAAAUCAUCUAGAAAAAGAAAAAACAUUACUUCCUGCAUCUACAUCUGAUGUCCCUGCAAUCCCUGCAAAUUCAUUCCAGCUUGAAUCUGAUUUCAGAAAAAUGAAAGGCUGCCCAGAUAAGAUGUACAUGUACCUAAAGCAAAUAGAGCCUUCGCUUUACCCUAAGCUGUUCCAAAAAUCCUUAGAUCCAGAUGUAUUUAACCAGAUUUUGAAAAUUCUGCAAGACUUUUACAUUGAGAAAGAGAAACCAUCUCUCAUCCUUGAAAUUCUCCAGAGGCUAUCUGAAUUAAAAAGAUUUGAUAUGGCAGUGAUGUUUAUGUCAGACUUGGAGAAAAAAACUGCACAUGUAUUGUUCAGUCACAUGAACCAGUCAGGAUUGGAGGAUAAUUCUGUUGAAGAGCUGAAGAAGAAAUAUGGUGUUCAGUAUUAAUGAGAUUACUGAUGUUACGUAUUUAUAUAUGUAAACUAGUCUGAUUCCGCACCUCUUCUCUGAGCUACUUGUACUGAAGUCAGUGAAAGAGUUACAUCCAUAAAGUUGCAUUUAUGUAGAUAAUGAAAUCCUUAUACCAGACAAAACCAAAUGGCAAGUGCCUAGAAAGGAUAAUGGCUUAUGCCCCAAUUCUGCAAUUGUGCCCCAAUUCUGCAAUUAUUUCAGAACCCUGGGGCACCGGGAGGACUCUCCCCAGGUUUAAGAGUCCACUUGAGUAGAUUGAGUUGCAGGCUAACGGCUGUAGCCAGACAGUUAUUCAGAAAUAAAGUUAAUUAUUUAUAAACAUGGGUUUUGGUAAGAAUAAUUUGGUAACUUGAUGAUUAUUAAAAGAUCAGCAUUAAUUUUAUUUUGGGAAAUAAACUUAACAGUGUUUAAUUCAAAA